Oncorhynchus kisutch (coho salmon) is the source of this 3110-nucleotide messenger RNA. It is a transcript of the gene pheta1, whose product is annotated as PH domain containing endocytic trafficking adaptor 1. Lineage: Eukaryota; Metazoa; Chordata; Actinopteri; Salmoniformes; Salmonidae. Gene Ontology annotation, biological process: endosome organization; receptor recycling; retrograde transport, endosome to Golgi. The record is from RefSeq and is a predicted model, not a curated record. Gene Ontology annotation, cellular component: trans-Golgi network; recycling endosome; early endosome. The transcript has 3 exons. The coding region runs from base 778 to 1620 and encodes 280 amino acids.
AUUCUUUUUCCACUUCCUCCUGUCAUCGCUGUGGUCUGCUAUGCAUUUCCUGGAGCGGCUGUUAGGAUCCACCAACUGGAGUGCACCUCACUUCGGCCCACCCUUAGUCGAUGCGGACUUUGUGACUGUGUUCUCUCGGGAAAUAAAAAAAACAUUGUCAAUGACGUGUUGGGGAAACAAUGUCCACAUCUUUGGACAUCAUUUGCACUUUGCACUUAUGUUAGUCUUUAUACUUUGUUUUUCGUUUAGCAGGUUAAUUACAGAAUCUUUCAAGUAUGUGUUGAUUGUGUUGAUUUGAAAUGGUAAUGCUUGCUUCUAAAGCUAUUUGAAAGGUCAAUGACCUACAGUAUAUCACCCCGCUGUAAGUCAAAUGAACAAGUUAGUAUUUAUUAACGUUCAUCCAAGCUAGUGCUACUGUCGUUAUCUCAGAUUUCCAGUGAGAGUCAAAAACCGAUUUCAAAGUGAAUGAAGACAAGAGGCAAAAGGAAGACAAUUGAUAUCUGGGCUCCUGAGUGGCGCAGCAGUCUAAGGCACCGCAUCUCAGUGGAAGAGGGGUCACUGCAGUUCCUCGUUCGAAUCCAGGCUGCAUCACAUCCGACUGUGAUUGGGAGUCCAUAGGGCGGCGCAUAAUUGGCCCAGCGUCGGCUGGGCUCCAGCGGAGAGAAAGGGGAUGGUGAAUUCUGACCUGCGAUGCUGUUGUGAGAUCAAACAGGCCUGCGGUAAAGGGUUCACCAACUGGAUAUGAGAGCGAUCUAACACCCCUGUGGAGAAGGUGUGAUGAAGCUGAAUGAACGUAGUGUGGCUCACUAUGCCACCUGCGACUCGCCGCCAGACAAGACAGGCUUCCUCUUCAAGAAGGGGGAGCGAAACACAGCCUACCACCGGCGUUGGUUGAUCCUGAAGGGCAACAUGCUGUUCUACUUUGAGGAGCGUGAGAGCCGGGAACCCAUUGGCGUCAUCGUGUUGGAGGGCUGCACCGUAGAGCUCUGUGAGUCAGCUGAGGAGUUCGCCUUUGCCAUCAAGUUUGACUGCGCCAAGGCGCGUGUCUACAAGAUGGCGGCGGAGAACCAGGCGGCCAUGGAGUCGUGGGUUAAGGCUCUGUCGCGAGCCAGCUUCGACUACAUGCGGCUGGUGGUGCGGGAGUUGGAGAGGCAGCUGGAAGAAAUCCAGGAGGGGGCUGCUGGGCUGCAGGGCAGGUCCAAGUCCUCCAAGAAGGCUGGGGGGGUGGCACGCUCCAAAUCCGGAGCAUCAUUCAGCGCUUCCCACGUGCCCUCUACCCAGGUUACAGGUGCAGCGCUCGCACAGGGUUCGGCUCAUGCUCGCAGCCUUCAGGAGGAGGUGCAGCUCCCGUCAGGCACCUCUAAAGAGAACGGGGUGGCCUGGAGUAAGCCUUCUGCUCUGGUCAAUGGGUUUGGUGAGGGCCCCCACUCUGGUGUGCCGUGGGAGGGAAAUGGGAAUGGAGGGGGCGAUGGGUUCAGGCCUCCGCCCGUCCCUCCGCGCAGGAGGGGUGCAUCUCUUGAGAGUCCUGUCUCCCCCGGGACUGGGUGCUUCUCCAAACUUCACGACUGGUACGGAAAAGAGGUGGCUGAACUGAGGGUGGAGUGGCUUCAGAGCCAUUGAGGCGCCCCUCCCUCCCCCUCACCUCACAGCCAAGCUGUUAGCCAUUAUUAGAAAGGGCACUUGUCACUUCGCAGGAUUGUUUCACCCCGAAAUACCUUGAUUUUAAUGCCAGAGAGCGUGUCCUUAAAAUUCCAAACCCUUGGGGCAGUCUGUGGAGCUGGUUGAUUUUCUAAAAGCAGCACUUUCCUGGUAUUUUUAGGUCUUGUGGGCCAGUGGGAAUAUGAUGUGUUGUCCUAUGACUGUCUGUCACUACAUUUCUAUGAGUCUAUGGUACAUUUUGGAUGUUUUUUUUUUAAGGAAAACCUUUGUAUUUACUGUCUUUUGUUGUAGUUUUUUUUCAAUCAGAAACUACGAUCACUUAUCACUUUCUCUAUCGUUGUUGUGUUCUACCAUUGUUAUAUUCACAAAAGAAAGGAUGACCCCUGAUUGUUCCUGAAUUGAGUGUCUCUGACACGUAAUAGAAAUCAGUACAUAUACAUAGUUGAGAAAAUGCAUUUCAUUCCAUUUCACCGGAGGUUUUGAAAGGGGGACCAUAGAAGAAUGAACACCGGUGCAUUCAUUCUUUAUACCACAUUAAUUUUGCUCAAGCAAUGGUUUACAUAUUUAGAACAUUCUUCUCUCUCUCUUUUUAACCUGUGCCUUAUGAUUUUCCUCCCAAACCUGUCGUUGACAGUAAUCUAAUAAGUGUAGGCCUACCCAAUGCUUUUAUCUGCCUUUCGUUUUUGCCAAACCACACCUUUAGUGCAAUUUUUGUUCGUUUGUGACAAUGGCUCAAUCCAUUUGGCCAGAUCUAACGCACAGUAUUUUCAUUAGUCACUUUUUUUUAUAUAUACAUUUACCGAUAAUGGCAUAACCCAGUUUUAAUGUUUUAUAUUUUUUAGGGGGGCCUUUUCUGUUUCCUGGUCAUACCAUACUAGACUGGUAGAUUUAGACAAGUCUGUUACUUGUGCCAAACAUAUGGCAGGACAAGGAAUGGAAAAUCAAGUUGUGGAAAGCCAGUAAAGAUCCUGAACAGGCUACAGGUGGUUGGUAUAGAUGUGAUUGUGACUGAGUGAAUGAUCAGUUGUAUGUUAUUAAUUACUAUGUUUUUAAAAAAUCUGCCACUAGGAGGACAUUUUGUACUGAGUUACAGUUCCCUUUUUUAAUUCUAUGACAUUUGGAGUAUGUCAAAUUAUUGGAUGAGACAUUGCACAGCAUGACACCUCUAUAUCCAGUGUGCUAAAAAUGGAAUGAUGACAACCCAAGGCUUCUUUAUACUUUUGUAAUCUGUUUGUGGUCAACUUCAUGGAAAGAAUACCAAAAUAUUUUAGUACACUACUGCCAGAAGAAUGUCCUGUUUCCAUGUGGCAAGAUGGGAUUGUGUCUAGAGACAGUAAUGCAAUUACCUUCAGCUGCUCACCCCUGAAUGAAUGAAUGAAUGACUGAACUUAUAAUACUAUGAGCAUUACCUAUAAGUAAUUUAAACAAAUCAAUAAACAGCUGAAAGAUUC